Molecule: messenger RNA, 828 nt
Organism: Symbiodinium natans
Lineage: Eukaryota; Dinophyceae; Suessiales; Symbiodiniaceae
Source: the annotation of a GenBank genome assembly
AUGCCACAGAGCAAGCCAGACUUCAUCGCCUUCUUCUGCACUUUCGCACCGCCCUGUGCCGGGGGGCAGACGCCGGCCAUCGACAUGCGAGCAGUCCUUGCCGAUCUUCCCAGCGACCUCCUCCGGCGCUUUUUGCCGGGUCUGCGCUGCUCCAUGAACCUACCGCCAGUGCCGGGGGUGUACUUCAUCCCCUCGCAGUUCGACCCAGGCCGUUUCGGCUUCAGGCGUAUCGGUCGCAGCUGGCGCUUCUUUGGUGCACAACCAGGGGAAGCAGCUGCUGCAGCAAUGACGCCAGAGGCGAUUCGCGAUAUCGGUGACGACGUCGUACUUGACUGGCGGAACGGCUGGAUGCAGCGCUUUGCCGCCAUGCCGGCGGUGGCACCGCACCCUGUCACCGGCGAGCGCUUGUGGACGGGCUACAAUCCAAAGUUCCAUUGGGCUGGAGCUUUUGCCCAAUCCCUCUUCGAUGCCGCCUUUCAUAACCGGACAACUCGGCAAGUCGUCGUGACCACGAUCUUGGCCCUCAUUACCGGGGUCUUCUCCGUGCUCAGACUUCUGACCUGCGUGCCGGGGAUAGGGCUGCUUUUGCCACCGUUCUUGAGAUCCCCUGGUCUCUCUUCGACUGCGUUGGCCGAUGGAUCAGCGGUCUCUGCGUGGGAUGUUUUUCGAAUCGUCCGAUGCUACAAUGCGAACAUGCUCACCUGGUCUUGGCGCCCUGGUCAGUUUGUGGUCUUGGACAAUCACAGAUUUGGCCAUUUUCGCACACCCUUCGACCCAGGGUACAAGCGGGAGGUGUACACGAUGUUUGGCUCACGUCGCGAGAGUUGA